UCUUAAAAGUGUUCAUUGUCCCAAAUGAACUUAAUAUCUAUGAAUUGUGAGCUUGAUUUUUACAAUUGGGUAUUCCUUCAUUCAUCCCAUACUCAUACAUUGUAGUACAGACAUUUAAUCGAAACCACGUUUUGUUUAUAAAAGUGAGGACAUUGCUUACUAUAAAGGAGGUACGUGCUUACUCUCGAUUAUGUGUUUAUAGUGUAUGGUGUAAUGUGAUUUGUGUUAUCAGUUGCGCCUUAGGAGCAGUGAUCUCGUAAGUAUUAUUUCGUCUUUUUCAUACGUUCAUUGAUUUUUAAUACGUGCAAAAAUUCUGCAUCUUUGAUUUUAUUAAUGGGUUCUCAUCUCUUGAGUGACAAAGUGGGGAUCAAAUCUUCAUUAGUAAUCGAAUUGUCACGAUGAAAAGUGGACGAUCCUCUGCUGAUACUUAGCGAUAUGAUGACUUUUUAGCAGGUAAUUUGGAACAUUAAUUUCUAAACACAUUUAACUGGUUUAUCUAUUUCCAUAUAUGUACUUUAUUUUUUAUUGAUAUUAUGUUUCUUGUAGGACGAAUUCCACCUCAGUGUUCAAUGAAAGGAGGGCAAUUUUUGGACAAAAUCCUGCUAAUAUCUGUGGACUUAGGCCACAGCUUGGGCGUGUGGCAGGCGCUCAGGGAUUUAUGCAAGAAUUUUGAGCAGGCAAGUCGUAGAAAAGGUCGUUCUAGUCAAAAAGAGAUGGAGCAGAGGAAUCGAACGAUACAGUUCGAUGAAGUCACAAAGGAAAUUCUUAGCGUGAAUGCAGAAUUGGAGGAUUUAACUUCCUUGAUAACUUGUCCAGAUCGUUUUCCAAAUUGUUGGUGUGGAAAGUGCCGACUUGUUGGCCGUGAGAUUCCUGAUGAAGUAGCAGAUAUCACGGCGAUACUUGGCCCCAGUACUGCUGCUGACAUUCAGGAAUUUCAAGAGGUCGAAGUAAAAGAUGAGCUUUUGGACGAGCUUCCACAAUUUUGAGAAGUUUUUAUUAAGGAAUUUGGAGAGGCAGAAGAAGAAGAUCCUCUUCAACUGAACUUUAGUGUGUAGUUUAAGUGUUUAGUGUCAGUACCUCUUUUUUAUUAUCGUGUCGUGAAAAUGGUAAGCUUCAAAUUCUUUACCUUAAUAAACAUGUAUAUACACACAUGCACAUAAGUCAAAUUCUUGUAUUUUUAUAGAUUUUUCUUUUAAAUUAAUCAAAAGUUUUGUAUUUUAAAAGAUGGACAAUUUAAAUGUAUUGGAGUAUUAGGGUUUUGUACAUUCUUUCGCUCGCGCUGUGACUUACGAUACAUAUUAGUCACGUAGUUGCUGUUAAUAAGCGACGUGAUGAUCUUCUUCUCUCCACCUCCUCCGUCCGGCCGCGCAACGUAACGUGAUAUUGAAGUGCGAAUCAAUGGCUAGUU
Messenger RNA from Leptopilina boulardi, 1408 nucleotides. RefSeq lists its product as uncharacterized. Lineage: Eukaryota; Metazoa; Arthropoda; Insecta; Hymenoptera; Figitidae. The transcript has 3 exons. The record is from RefSeq and is a predicted model, not a curated record. Bases 534 to 986 code for a protein of 150 amino acids.